This is a messenger RNA of Clunio marinus, 495 nucleotides long. Lineage: Eukaryota; Metazoa; Arthropoda; Insecta; Diptera; Chironomidae. The record is from the annotation of a GenBank genome assembly.
AUGAAAAGAUUGUCACUGCGUCUGACAGUGUUGAAAAUGCUGCUAUGGAAAAUCAAAGCCUUUCAAAUCACAAAGUCGCCUCCAGAUUUCUCACCAACGUUAAAAAAAUUAUCUACUUUUACUUCCAUAGCGAUACAUAAUUUCCUUUUUGUUUCCAAGUCAUCAUCAAUGAAUUUUCACUUGAGAAAGCAUUUUAAUUUAAAACAAUGUUUCGUCCCAUCCUGUUUUCAGAAUUCUUGUGGUGCUGUGAAAAAUCUUCAAAUUGAUUUCAAAUUUAAGAAACAAUUUAAAUUCGUGUCUCGUGAAUUUCCUCAUGCUUCCUACACAUUUGAUCUGAAUGCGCAUUGCGUUUUAACUUUAAUGUGUACUCGCAGUAGAUUCAAAACUUUUCGUGAAUCCACAGAUUUGAUAUCUUCACGAAACAAUCAUCUUGAAGAUUACAAUUUACAUCAAGCUAUGUUGUUUUUACUCAUGAAAACGACAUUAGAUGUUUAA